ACACAGUUAUGGCAAAAACACUCAUUCUCCUCUGCUCCAUCUUCCUCGUGGCCAAAUCCGAAGAGCUUCUCUUCCAAGGCUUUCAAUCCGCCGCCACCAACAUAACCACAAACGGCGUCGCAUCAAUCCAACAAAACGGCAUCCUGCGUCUCACAAACUCCAACAACCAACUCGGCCACGCCUUCUACUCCACUCCGCUCAAGUUCAAAAACUCCAGCGACGGCGCCGUUUUCUCAUUCUCCACGGCUUUCGCCUUCGCCAUCACAAACCGCGACCCCAAACACGGUGGCCACGGCUUCGCCUUCACGCUUUCCCCCAGCAAGGACCUCCCCGGCGCCUAUUCCGGCCAGUACCUCGGCCUCUUCAAGCCCCACGACGUCGGAAACUCCUCCAACCACCUCUUCGCCGUGGAGUUCGACACCGUCCUGGACUACGAGAUUUACGACAUCAACAACAACCACGUCGGCGUCAACGUCAACACCAUCAUCUCCAACAAAUCCGUCCCCGCCACCGACGCCUCAUCCAAGCAAAGCCUCAGCUUGAAGUCUGGUAAAGUCAUUCAAGCAUGGCUGGAUUACAAUUCCUCAGAGAAACAAUUCCAUGUUAGACUUUCCUUAACCUCGUCCAAGCCCACUUCACCUAUCUUGUCUUGCCACCUAGAUCUCUCACCCAUUCUUCACGACAACAUGUACGUCGGCUUUUCAGCUUCAACGGGGUUGCUUGCAAGUUCACACUACAUCCUCGGUUGGAGCUUUAAGAUGAACCACGGAGAAGCCAAAUCUCUUCGUUUGGAAGAGUUACCAUCGCUCCCGAGUUAUGAUAAUCACAAAAAGGCCACCGUGUUGGGUGUCAUUGUUUCUAGUGCUACCCUGGUAAUGAUAGUUCUAACCGGGUUAAUGGUUUAUGUUGUGAGAAAGAUGAGAAAUGGCGAUGUUAUUGAACCGUGGGAGCUUGAAGUUGGUCCUCAUAGAUUCUCGUACGAGGAGCUGAAACAAGCGACAAAGGGGUUCAGAGAGAAACAGUUAAUUGGAUUCGGAGGCUUCGGAAGAGUUUACAAAGGGGUUCUCCAGGAGUCCAAUACAGAAGUAGCGGUGAAGAGAAUCACGCAAGAUUCGAAGGAAGGGUGGCGACAAUUCAUGUCGGAGAUUGCGACCAUUGGUCGGUUACGUCACAGGAACAUAGUCCAACUACGAGGAUGGUGUCGGAAAAGGUGCGAUCUUUUUCUGGUGUAUGACUUGAUGCCGAAUGGGAGUUUGGAUAAGUACUUAUUCGAGCAACCCCGGAAGAUUUUAAGCUGGGAAGAGAGGUUUAAGAUUAUAAAAGGCGUGGCUUGGGGUUUGGUUUAUUUGCAUCAAGAAUGGGAGCAAGCGGUGAUUCACAGAGAUAUAAAAGCUGGGAACGUGUUGUUGGACAGUGAGAUGAAUGGGAGGCUCGGAGAUUUCGGUUUGGCCAAGAUGUACGGACACGGGGAGAAUCCCAACACCACGCGCGUGGUCGGCACGUUGGGGUACUUGGCGCCGGAGUUGACGCGGACGGGGAAGCCCACGGCGAGUUCCGACGUGUUUGCGUUUGGGGCUUUGUUGUUGGAGGUGGCGUGCGGGAGGAGGCCGUUCGAGCCCAAGGCGUUGCCGGAGGAGCUCAUUCUGGUGGAUUGGGUGCGGGAGCGGUGGCGCGUGGGGAGGGCUUGGGAGGUUGUGGAUGGGAACCUGGGUGGCGUGUUUGAUGUGGGCCAGGCUUUGUUGGUGCUGCGAUUGGGCCUCUUGUGCUCCAAGGACGGCCCAGAGGAGCGGCCCAGUAUGAGGCAGGUGGUGAUGUGCUUGGAGGGGGAGAUGCGGUUUCCCGAUGAAUCGUGUACGACGACGUUUUAUGAUAGGGUUAGCACGUGGUCUUGUUCCCCAGAGGAUGUUGAUGCUUCCUCGCUUUCACUCUCCGGUGACUAGGAGUAGGGUCCAGGGAUUUUGUAUAUUUGUCGUAUCUAAAAAAUACAUUAGUCACUCUAAAUUUUAUUUAUUUAUUUGUUAUGUUU
Cajanus cajan (pigeon pea) is the source of this 2026-nucleotide messenger RNA. Its product is annotated as L-type lectin-domain containing receptor kinase S.4. The record is from RefSeq and is a predicted model, not a curated record. Gene Ontology annotation, biological process: protein phosphorylation. Gene Ontology annotation, molecular function: ATP binding; protein kinase activity; carbohydrate binding. NCBI's taxonomy places the organism in Eukaryota, Viridiplantae, Streptophyta, Magnoliopsida, Fabales, Fabaceae.